AUGUAUAGCAUUACAGCCGACCUGGAAGAUGACGAUCCUAGCACCAGAGAAUUCUACGACAGCCUGCAAAGGUGUCAGGAACCUCGGCUCGCAUGGAUGGAACGUACGUUAAAGAAGGGGUUGAGCUAUCAGUUACGAAAGUUCAAGGCAAAUCUGAUGCAAAUCCUCAUAAAGGAUAGAUACAUCGACAUACGAUGCCUUGAUGCAACCAGAGUAGUUCUUCGAGAUAAUCCAUCAGACUAUAUAAAUGCCAAUUACAUUGUAUCAUUGACUGGACGGAGGUUUAUAUGCACGCAGGCCCCAUUAGAGAAAACUAAAGAAGACUUCUGGAAAAUGGUUGUACAAGAACGGUGUCGAACGAUUGUAAUGCUAUGUAGCGAUGUUGAUGAGUGUAAGGAUAAGUACGCAAAUUAUCAUCCAACCCGUGUCGGUGAUCAGAUGGUUGUGGGAAAAACUAUAAUUACUUCAAUGACACAAUUUAUCUCAUGCAAGUUGGGCUACACAGUUUCGAUACUCGAAGUGCAACAUGCACUGUCUCGAUUCAAACUAAGCCAUAUUCAUUGUACGUCAUGGCCUGAUCAUAGCGCACCAAAAGACAGCACUUGUGUAAUAGCGAUUCACAAAAUGCUCUUGCAAAAUCAUCUAAAACGUCCAGUCGUCGUUCACUGUUCUGCUGGAAUUGGAAGAACCUGUACGUUUGUUGGUAUAGAACUUCUACUGGAACGUAUUCUUCUUCGGCGUAAUCCAUCAGCGAUUUCCAUUGUGCGUCUGAUGAGACGUUGUCGUAUGGGAGCAGUUCAAGCAUCGGUGCAAUUCAUUUUCAUGCAGCUUGUUGUAAUGGAAAUGUUCUGCGAG
This is a messenger RNA of Cooperia oncophora, 855 nucleotides long. The record is from the annotation of a GenBank genome assembly. NCBI's taxonomy places the organism in Eukaryota, Metazoa, Nematoda, Chromadorea, Rhabditida, Trichostrongylidae.